Molecule: messenger RNA, 8926 nt
Organism: Peromyscus californicus insignis
Lineage: Eukaryota; Metazoa; Chordata; Mammalia; Rodentia; Cricetidae
Gene: Mmrn2
Product: multimerin 2
Exons: 9
Coding region: 917-3829 (970 amino acids)
Biological process (GO): negative regulation of cell migration involved in sprouting angiogenesis; negative regulation of vascular endothelial growth factor receptor signaling pathway
Molecular function (GO): protein binding
Source: RefSeq, a predicted model, not a curated record
AGCUUAAGGGAGGUUGGACGCAUUAGCACUAGCACACUCCAAGGCCACGGGCACAGGGCCCUGCACGCACGCUCUCUCCUUUGGAGACAGGGCUCCGCCUGGCGGCCGCGAUCAAAACCUUAAAAAAGACCGAGGGGUCCCUCCUGGUGAGUCACCGCAGGGUGUGGCCGGGUGCGCAGCUCCCGCGGUUCCGUAGCCUGCAAGGCCUUCCUGCAGCCCGAGGGCGCCCGCAGGCGCCGGUUCCCCUCUCCCAGCCUCCUUCAGCACCUCGCCUCCAUUCAGAGAGGAGUCCCCGGAGGAUCAGGGGACGGGAGUACCCCCCAUCCUAGGUGCAGCCUGCUUUCUGAAGCUAAUGAGUAGUAGGCGGCGGAGAGGAUGGGAAACCCGCCCCCAACGGCGCCAAAGAGCUGGGCCCUGCUUGGCGAGAUCACUAAGUGAAUCCAAAAGUAGGACAAUAGGAGCUUUAAUUAAGGGCAGAUCAAGGAGGCACCAGCAGGACAGAGCUCUGGGCCAAGUUCAGCGGAUCCCCGACUGGAGAGAAGUGCUCGGUUUCCUCACUGCUGAUGGCUGGAGUCUUUGCUCGCCUUGUUAGAUCCUGGUUGACAGCCUGGGUUCAUGGACGCCUGGCAGCGCUGUCCGAGCCUGGGAAAGGAAGCACGACGCAGUAAAGGCAGUACCCUGGGGACCCAUUGCUGUGCUGAGUUAAAUCUGGUUAGAGUAUGCUGGCCAGGAACUCUACUUUCCAGUCGUUGAGGGCAGAGCGGCUCAGUAGACAGAUGAGCUCCAGUAACUCCCAAAGCACUGGCCCAGGUGGCUGUUCUGUGGCACCUCCAUCUCCGGGAGACGGGGUCUGAGGAUUCCACACUACAGAGACCUGCUGCUCCUGUGGCUGUGCUCUAGGAAGGUGUGCCCGCUGAUGCUCAGAUUUUACUUGAAGACCACAUCACCAGCAAAUUUGGGAGCCACUUGCAAGGUUGAGCCUCAGUGGAGCCAGCUAAGCCUGUCCCUCGCCAUGAUCCUGACACUGCUGCUGGGCCUUGGGGGGUACCUGAGCUGGGGACUUCCGGGAGCCGGGGCACAGGACCCUGGUACCAGGUUCUCUGAUCCCCAAAGGCCCAGGGUGCCUGCAGCCUGGGAAAUGGAGGUUGCAGAUGCCAGCAGAGACUCCAUUGGACGGAAUUGGUGCCCUUACCAGAUCUCUAGACUGGUUACCUACAUAGCUGCUUGCAAAACAGAGAAAUUACUGGUCCAUUCACAGCAGCCAUGUCCACAGGGGGCUCCUGACUGCCAGAGAGUCAAAGUCAUGUACCCAGUGGUCCAGAAGCCAGUGUACCAGGUCCAACAGAAGGUGCUGACCUCUCAGGCCUGGAGGUGCUGUCCAGGCUUCCAUGGUCCAGACUGCCAGGACUAUGAUCCCACAGCAAACCCCGAGCCCACGGAGCCAAGUGGCGAACUCCCGGAGACUUGGGACCAGCUGGAUGGCUCUGAACUUGGCCACCCUGGCACAGAGUUCAAUGAGAUUAAGGUGCCACAGGAACACCUGCUUCAAAAUCUCCAGAAUGAUGCCCAGCUGGCAGAAGAUGACCUCCCAGGCACUUGGGAGGCCCCAGCCAGCAACCUUACAGCUGAGAGGAUGGAAGCCAAUCAAACAGAAUUCGGGUUUUCUGGCAGGAUAUCAGAGCACCUGCUGCAGCCCCAUAUCGAUGCGUUCCUGAAGGCACACUUCAAUCCCAUGUGGAAGAGCUUCGGUGAGAGCUUGCACAGCCUCUCCAAGGCUAUCAGAAACCUGUCUCUUGAUGUGGAGGCCAAUCACCAGGCCGUCAAGAUGCUCCAGGAGGGUACUGUGACCAGGGCUGACCUCCAAGAGCUUGGUGCCAAGUUUGAUGCCAAGGUCCAGGAGAAUAACCAGAGAGUGGGCCGGCUGCAGCAGGACGUGGAGGACCAGCUGCAUGCCCAGCGCCGUGCCCUGCACCACGCCCUCUCUGAGGUCCAAGCUGAGAUGAGCACCAAGUUAAAACAGCUUGUCAAGGCUCAGGAAGUUCCAGGGGCAGAGGGCAGCCUGGUGGUGGCAUCUGCAGCGGCAGCAGCAGCAAGGCCCGAGCCCGAGAGCCUCCAGGCCAGGCUGGGCCAGCUGCAGAGAAACAUCUCUGCUCUGUACACAGUCAUCGACCAGAAGGAGGAGGAGUUGCAGAGCACCAUCAAGAGCAUGGACAGUGUCUUGAACCGGCACGUGGAUGAAAUCAAGGAGCUGUAUUCUGAAUCAGAUGAGACCUUCGAUCAGAUCAGCAAGGUAGAGCGGCAGGUGGAGGAGCUGCUGGUGAACCACACCGGCCUUCGAGAGCUGCGGGUGAUCUUGAUGGAGAAGUCCCUGAUCAUGGAGGAGAACAAAGAGGAGAUGGAGCGGCAGCUGCUGGAACUCAACUUCACUCUGCAGCAUCUGCAGGCGGGUCACGCAGACCUCAUCAAGUAUGUCAAGGACUGCAACUGCCAGAGGCUCUACUCUGACAUGGACGUCAUCCGGGAGGGCCAAAGGGACGCCAUGCGCACCCUGGAAGAGACCCAGGUGAGCCUGGAUGAGCAGCACCAGCUGGACGGUUCUUCUUUGCAGGCGUUGCAAAGCACUGUGGAUGCCAUGUCCUCAGUGAUGGACAAGCACAAAGUAGAGGGUGAGCAGGCAAGGGCCGAGAGGGCCCGGAUGCGGAGCCAGCUGCGGGCGCUGGACCACGCAGUGGAAGCGCUGAAGACCGUGGCGAACCAGACCGGCAGAGAGAUGCGCCAGCUGCAUAGCUCCUUCGCAGCCCUUUUGGAGGAUGCGCUGCGGCAUCAGGCGGUGCUGGCUGCCCUCUUCGGGGAAGAGAUGAUGGAGGAGAUGUCAGAGGAGGCGCCUCGCCCUCUGCCCCUGAAUUAUGACCAGAUCCGCCUUGCUCUGCAGGACGCCGCCAGCGGGCUGCAGGAACAGGCGUUUGGCUGGGAUGCCUUGGCCACUCGGGUGGAGGCCUUGGAGCAGCACCCACAGUUGGCAGAGCGACUGGAACCCAGCCACGACUCUGGAAGGGAGGAGGAAGCCACAGCUUUGGCGAACCUGGAGCAGGAGAUUCAGCGCCUCAGCUCUGAUGUCAAGCAGGUUGGGCAGUGCUGUGAUGCCUCCUGGGCUGCCUCCCUCAAUGGCUCCCUUGAAGACCUACACAGCAUGCUUUCUGACACCCGGCACAGCUUGAGACAGCACCAGCAGCUCUUCCGCAGCCUUUUCCAGAACUUCCAAGAGCUGGUGGCAAGCAACAUCAGCCUAGACCUAGGUAAGCUGCACACCAUGUUGAGUAAGAAAGAUAAGAAGCAGCAGAUAGGAGCAUCCCGGAAGAGGGAGAAGAAGCAAGUGGUGACGUCUGCAGGUACACGUGCCAAAGGGAUGGAGAAAGGUGUUCUGGACUUAGAGCUCUGGGAAGCAGGCUCGCCCGUGGCCUUCUAUGGCAGCUCUUCAGAAGUGGUAACUGCUGUGCAGAUGGUGAAGUUCAACACCACGUCCAUCAACGUGGGCAGCGGUUACUUCCCCGAACACGGCUACUUCCGAGCCCCGAGACGUGGCGUCUACUGGUUUGCAGUGAGCAUUACAUUUGGCCCAGGCCCAGGAGUGGGGCAGCUGGUGUUGGAAGGUCACCGCCGGGUCCCAGUCCACAGUGCAGAACAGAGGGGUGGGAGCACAGCCACUGCCUUUGCUAUGGCAGAGCUGCAGAAGGGUGAGAGAGUGUGGUUUGAGUUAAUCCAAGGGUCAGUAACAAAGGGGAGCCAACCACACGCUGCAUUUGGGGGCUUCCUGUUGUUUAAGACCUGAACCCCGGGCUCAGCUUGCGUCAGACAUGACACACUUGCCUGCUGUCCGUAGCCUGAGGCUCUGGCCUCAAUAGCUGGAGAACAUCUAGCAGCCUAGCUCUUCCCUGGACACCUUCUGCAAAGAUCCUGCCGUGGGCUGCAUGCACCUUCUUUUGGACACACAGGUUGGGGGAGGCCCGGUGUGCUGCUCCCUGGACUGUGCCUGGAGUGGAAGCAGGGCUUCUCAUGCCUUCCCCCAAUGGCAUGGCUUGUCUUGGCUCUAAGGCACUCUCUCAAUUCUACAACUUUGUUGUUUUAUUUUGGCAUUUUGCUCCUUCUGUGGUUGGAAACUCCUGUACAACAUUUAAAAUUCUAUUUCCCCUUCCCUAUGUCAGGAAGUCAUUGUUCCCCAGAAGGAAUGUUCACAGUGACAGUGACAGACCAGGCGUAGCUCACUGAGAGCGUUUGGCGUGCACAAGGGCCUGGAUUCUCUUUCCAAAACCUCAAAAAAAAUCUCCCAUUUUUUUUUCCUUCUGAAAUUGGAAUCAAGUCUCCAAUUACUACAGGAAAACUAGUUAAAACAGCCUUUCUAGUCUCAUAAAAGGGAGGUAAUGCCUGGUUGAAUCAACCAUGGGAAAUGAAAUUAGUAUCUCUGGGCUGGGGAUGCAGCUUAACUAAAAAGCUCAAGCCCUGGAUUCAGUCCCCAGCACUCCAUAAAACAGGCAUGGUGGUGCACAGCUUCGAUCUCAGCAUACGGAGAAGGCAGGAGGAUCAGAAGUUUAGGGCCAUCCUCAGUUUUUUUUUUUUUUUUUUUUUUUGGUUUUUCGAGACAGGGUUUCUCUGUGUAGCUUUGCGCCUUUCCUGGGACUCACUUGGUAGCCCAGGCUGGCCUCGAACUCACAGAGAUCCGCCUGGCUCUGCCUCCCAAGUGCUGGGAUUAAAGGCGUGCGCCACCACCACCCGGCACAUCCUCAGUUUUAUAACAGUUCAAGGCUAGCUUGGGAUAUGAGACCUUGUCGCAAAACAACAAAAGGAGUUAGUGUUAUUUUUUUAAACUUUCAGUCACCCUGUCAUUAUCUGCAUAUUUAAUUUUAAUUUCAAGCCUUUUCCUCCUUGCUUCACUCAGUGUAGAGGUCAAGAGACGUCAACCAGGGACAUCACUGGGUCGGCCCUUUGCCCCUUUCACUCCUCCACUGACUGUCCACACCCUCCCCAGCGUCUCUAAGGAAGGAGGGAAACUAAACCCCCAAUAACCAUCAACUUUGGAAUAAAGUGAUACCCUCCGAAGCUCUGCCUUGCUUACUGCUGGAAGGGGAAACAUUUAGUGAGGCACUUGGGGGGAAAUGGGACAAAAUGAAAUUCUAGGCACAUUUGACUUAAUACUCGGUUAAUUCUGCACAGGCUCCCUAGAGGCCUCCUCACUAGGCAGUGGCACCGUCCCUGGACAGGACAGCACAGAACGGCACUUCUUUCUGCAGCAUCUGCAUGUGGCUUACAAGUCUCCAGACCCCACGCUAGGCUCACAAAAGCAGUCACACAGCCACCCACCCAACCCUGGAGAAACGGCUGACCCCAGGCUAGGAGCUUAGAACUUCCCAAUGUACCAAAUGAGAAAUGUUCAAAAUGGGAUGGGCAUGUGUCACGUAGACAAGUGUGGGUGAAUGUGAGCACCGAAACUACAAUGACUUAAUGGAAUAUAACUCAAUAAACAGGAACCCAGGAGUCCAUACGGAAAAACUGUAUAAGGCAAGCGCUUCCUCACACCACAGUGUCAAUGGAAACUGUAGAUGGAAUAAUGACAGCAUCAGGAAAUCUGCAACCACUGGUAUACAAGUCCUAUAUAGUCCAAAGCAUCCCCCAUAAUGUGCUCAAUACAAACACAAUGGCAACUUUUCAGAAACGAGCUAUCAUGGUGUCCUGGUUGGUUUUAUGUUAACUUGACACAAGCUAGUCAUUUGAGAAGAGGGACUCUCAAUUGAGAAAAUGCCUAAGAUUCGCCUAGAGGCAAGUCUGUGGUGAUCUUCUUGAUUAAUGAUUAUGUAGGUGGGCCCAGCUCACAGGAGGCAGUACCACCCCUGGAAAUGUGGUCCUGGAUGGUAUUAAAAAAACAAAAAACAAACAAAUGAAAAACAGGCUGAACAAGCCCUGAGGAGCAAGCCAGUGAGCAGCACUCCCCCGCGACUUCUGCUUCAAUUCCUGCCUUGACUUCCUUCAGUGAUGGGCUGUGAUUGCUUUUGGUAUCAAUACUUUAUCACAGCUGCAGAAACCCUAAGACACACGGUAAACAAGUGGCUGCCACUGACAUUAUUAAUGACACACUGAAGUCAGAGUAUCUCACCGGGAUGCACUGUUGGUACAUACAGAUGUGCCAACAUCCAGGAGGCAGAGACAGGGAUUGCCAAACUCAAAAUCAGUUUGAAAUCAUAGAGCAAGGUCCACCUCCCUAGAAAACAAGUACUAUAAACCAUGCUUUAUCUUGUAGAAGAAGUACAGGAGACCCAAGGACUGAACACAUUACACAGCACACACAUAUCAGAAAAACACACUCAUGAGGACUUGAUUAGAACUGGCGAAAUCUGAAUGAAGCCUGCAGGUCAUGGGAUUGUUGACCAUUGUGACAGUGUCGAUUUUUCCCAAUUUUGAUCACUGCACAUAACUGGUUAAUAGAAUAUUCCUGAAGACUUUAGAGGGCAUAAGCUCACUCACUCACUUCAAAGAGCUCUGAAAAAGCACAGACAGGCUGUUGAUUUCCAACCCAACCCCACACAGCAGUUACACAAAAUGUUAAGUCAAUAAAACAGCAUGAAGAGUAAAUGGGAUUCCUUAUAGUAUCUUUGUAAGUUUCUGCAGAUGAAAUUUAAAAUUGCUAAAUCUGGCAGUUGAAAGAAAAAAAAAAUCAGUACACUGGCUAAAAUCAGAGGGCAGAAUGGUACAGACAACAAACAAACCAUAAAUAUAGAGGAAACAUCCAGAAGACAUUUACCUCAUAGGAGUUCUAGCUGGGCUUUGAGGUACGCACCUUUAGUUCUAGGUACUUGUAAAGCUGAGGCCCUCAGCUUGAAGUCAGGUACUAUCUGAGGCACCCCAUUUGAAUAAUAAAAAGGGGGUGCCAGGGAGAUGGCUCAACUGUAAAACCAAGUACUCAUUUGCAGAGGAUCUGGGUUUGGUUCACAGCACCCGCACUGCAGCUCAUAACCACCUGUAAGCCCAGUUCCAAAGGAUGCAUCACCUUCUUCUGGGCUCUCUAGGUACCAGGUACACAUGUGGUACACGAUAUAUAAAUGCUCUACCACCACUGAACGCCAUCAGCAGCCCCAGCAAAGUGGAAACGUAAACCAGGCUCAAUGCUACUCAGGGCUUAAUUCUGAACUCAUCCAACCCUGGAGAAGUGGCUGACCCCAUGCUAGGUCUAUGUGCAUACAUACAUACAUGCACAUAGAAAAAUCUUAAAUUAUUUGCCUGCACGUACGUCUGUAUACUACAAGCAUGCAGUGCUGCAGAGGCCAGAAGAGGGUGUUAAGUCCCCAGCAAGUGGUUACAGAUGGUUGUGAGAGGCUCUGUGUCUGCCAAAAGCUUACCCCUGGUCCUCACUGGCCUGGAGCUCACUAAGGAGAGAUGGGACGCUAGCCAGAGGCCUGGGACCUGUCUUUUGACAUCUCAGGCCCCACACUACCAUGUCUGGGUUUUCACACAGGCUCCAGGGCUUGAACCCCAGCCCUUAUGUUUAUAUGACAAGCACUUUAUGAACAAGCCAUCUCCCAGCUGGUUUUGAGUCUGUGGGAGCUGGUGGACUGUGGCUAACAGAAGUGGGUGGCUGAAGGCAGGCCCUGAAUGGGUUACCAGGUUCUGGUAUGGCUGCAGCUCUUGGCUUCCAGAUCCCCCACUAAAAGGUGGUCAUAGGUUCCUACGGAAACAGACCAAGCCCAAUUACCAUGCCUCUGCCACAAUGGACUGACAGCCUCUCAAACAAGCCCAGAUCAGCUUCUCUUCUCUUUAGCAGAUCAUUUAGAGGGAUUUCUAUUCAGAUUCCAUCCUGACAAGAGUAGCUAAUGCACUGUUUACACACACAUGAAAUGGGGGCUCCUUGAGGAGCAUGGAUGGGCUGUUUUUAAGCACACUGUCGCUGUCGAGUAGCAUAAACCAGUGCUGAGUCUUUUAAAACGGAAACAUGUCUAGCUCCCUAAAAGUAGAAGGUGCAAAUGGGGACUCUGCAAACAGUACCUGGCAGGUGGGAAAUACGGCAUUGUGGACACCGCUGGACACUGUAAGGACACUUAAAGACCUCAUCAAAUGGAAUGAAAAAGCCUUGAAGACUGUAAUCCAAGUACUCAUUUGUAAUCCAGUGCAAAUGAAAAUGUUUGAUGAGAAUAGAAAAUGCUUGAUGACAGGACAAUAUUAGGAGCCUUAACUUUCCUUUGUUGCAAAUAAAACUGAAAUAGACAUAUCUGUAUUUGGGAUCUAACAAAAAUAUAGGGUUUGUGUACAAUGACGCUCAAUACGUGUUUUUUUGUGAGGCGGCUGAAGAUACAGCUCAGGCUAGAGUAUACAGAGUUCAAGGCUAGCCUGGGCUAUAAGCGAGACCCAGUUUUACCCCUUCUCUGGAAAAAACAAAAAAACAAAGCCACAAUGAAAAAAUAAUUGAAAUAACAAAAGAUCAUAGAAAUAAAUUAUUUCCUCUAUGUGGUCACAUGCUUUUUUUUUUAAGUUUUUUUUUUUUUUUUAAUCUGGUUGUCCUGAAACUAUGUAGACCAGGCUGGCCUUGAACUUAAGAGAAUCCAGAAAGGCCACCAUACCUGGCUUGUAUUUUUAAAGCUGCACCCCAUGGUAUGCACCUACAGUCCCCACUAUACUUAGGAGGCACAAGAUUGCUUGAGCUAAGUUUAAGGGCAUCUUUUGUGGAAGUAGAAUGUAAUGGAGUAAUGUAUUUGGUGGGUUUUGUUUUGUUGUUCUUUUUCAGACAGUGUUUCUCUGUGUAUCCCUGACUGUCCUGGAACUUGAUCUGUAGACUAGACUGACCACCUGCCUCUGCUUCCCGAGUGCUGGAAUUAAAGGCAUGCACCACAAUGCUCUGCCAAUAUAUGGUGUUUUCAACUGACAUAUAAUAAAUACUAUAAUCUUU